Molecule: messenger RNA, 1901 nt
Organism: Eucalyptus grandis
Lineage: Eukaryota; Viridiplantae; Streptophyta; Magnoliopsida; Myrtales; Myrtaceae
Exons: 5
Source: RefSeq, a predicted model, not a curated record
CCCACCACGCCGCGAAGUCGGCCGCGGCCGGCCUCGGCGGAAGGCGGCCCUGCCGACGCCUCGGAGCAGGUGUCGAGGGUCAAGGACCUGUUCCAGCUGCUGGUGACGUGCUCCAGCUCGUGCAAUGCGGUCAAGAAGGUGGCCGUGCUCGCCCCGGUGGUGUACGAGCUGUACUCCCUGGUGGUCGAGCGGCGGAGCUUGAAGAAAGAGGUGGAGGACUUGCUGGAGGUCGUGGUUAGUUACAUCAGCAUCUGUAGCGGCGGGGAGUUUGAGGAAGAGGAUGAGUUGGAGCCCUCGAGUCCGUGCUUUUUGGAUUUGAUUCGUGUCUGGAUGGUCGAUAAGCCGAAGAAGGACGCGAAAUCGUUCUUUCCGGUCGUCAGCGAUGACGUUCGCAUGGGGGUUUGUAAGGAUUGCGGCACCGGCAUGGGGCGCUUGGCUGGGGUUGUCAUGGCCGAGGUGUUUUUGUUGAGGUUGUGCUUGAAGUUGGAUGCCCAGACACUGCGCGCCGAGUUGGAGAGGGAUAUGCAUAGCUGGGCCGUCCAGACCAUCGCUGGAUUUAGGAACUUUUACUUUUUCGGUACUCUUCUUAGCAUGCUCUUGGAUCCAGUUACACCCGUGACAUUGCUGCUAAAAUUCAAGGAUGAAAUUGUCUUACGAGAAGUCCUAUAUGAUGCCCUGAUAAUGGUGAAUUAUCCAUUUCUGAGCCCUCAAAAUGGGAGAAAGCUUCGUGACGAGGUUUUGAAGAGCUCGGCUGUCUUGUUGUUGUUGGUAGCUGAAAGCGCCAUGCAAUUCAUUAGGGAAAAUGGUGACCGUAGCAAAGUAGACUCCUAUAAGGAUGCAGUCUCUAAAUCCUGCCUACCUUCCCAAUUGCUCAAAUGGGUGACUUGUCAAACUGGUCCGGGGGGAAUAACCAGCAGACCAACGGCAUCGACUCCAGCAGCACUUAUUAAGUGGCUGCUGAUUGUAGAGGAUCUAGGGAUUAGAGUCUUUGACAGUGAUAUUUUGAAGCUUCAUGCGAAGGCAGUAGUUUGCAAGUCAAGAAUAGAGUAUGAGCUCCCAGACUUCAAGCUAAGAGGUGACAAUUUUGAAGAUGCUUUUGUCCUCUCCCCAUAUAAAGAGGGCAUAGUGGAGGAUACAAUUGAUGAUGCUGACCUGGAUAUGGUUGAUUCUGAGGAUGCCACUUUCACGGCUUACACUUGUCCGGUAGUGUUAACAAGUGAUGGUACUAGAAAGCGCAAAGAUGGGAGGAAGGAAGAAGGGAAUAUACCUGUUAAAUUCCUCAGAUCUCAUAUUCACGAGAAUGUAGCAAAAUGCAAUGUCUUUCACUCAUGUGUUGGUAAUGGCUUAAGCAGUAGGAAUGAGGAGUAUAGUCCCAUCCUCCAGGAAGAUCCAUUACGUAUGGAACAUUAAGUUCAAGAGGCGUGGCACAUCCAAAGGCUAUAGGAUGUGUAAUUUUGGUUUGGAAUUCUUCUCUUUUGGUCAAGCUCGAGAGGCUUGCUUAGGCCCUCCCACUGCAUCUUCCUUCAGCUGCGGAAAAGAUGUUUUAUCCUUCCUCAUAGAAAUAUUCCUAGCGUGGCACUGAUUCAACCUAUGUUCGUUCCGGCUCUAAAGUUCUAUCUUCGAGCUCGAAGAGGUUCUAUGAUUUGCAUUCUGUGAUCAUUUUACCAUCUUUGAGUCGAUUGGCCAUUUCUAUACUUCCUCUCGGGCUGCACUUUUGUUUCUCGGCAGACCUUAUUAGUUAAUGGUAUAGAUCUCUGAUAGUAUGAGUGCAUUGAGAAAUUCUCCUAUUUUGUUGCUAGGAGGAGCAAUCCAAACCUUUCGAGAGCAUGUGAUCUCGGUCUUCCAUUCCAAUCGAAUUACUGUAACACUAUAGAUAAUACAAGAACAUAUUUACACAAUCA